AUCCAGUGGGGAUUCCAGACUUUCAGUCUCCACUGAGAGAUUCUGUGAGAGAAGAAUUAUUCAGCACUGAAGUUGCCUAUUCAGAGCAGGCUGCAAUCCUGCUCAAAGGAUCAUUCCCAAGGGAAACCAGGAGAAUAAAGGAAGAGAGUUGCUUGUCUAAGUUUAAGAUCCCUAAGGGGAGGCUAGGAGUAACCAGAACAGAAGAUCUGUCUCUUCAGGACAUGAAGAAAAUUCCCACCCUAGCACUUAUUGAACUAACUGCACUCUGUGAUAUUGUUGGCUUAGAGCUGAAGAGGAACAAGGCAGUUAAACGAAAGUCAUCAGACCACAAACUUUUUGGAGUUCCACUUGGCACUUUGCUGGAAAAUGAUCAAAAACUUCUUUCAAACACCCGGGUUCCACUGAUACUACAAGCGUUGCUUUCAUGUUUGGAAAAGAAAGGGCUGGAUACAGAAGGAAUCCUGAGAGUUUCGGGGUCACAGUCUCGCAUUAAGUGUUUGGAACAAAAACUGGAAAAUGAGUUCUACACUGGCUUCUUCCGGUGGGAUGAGGUGCAUCAAAAUGAUGUCUCUGGCCUGCUGAAGAGAUUUAUUCGAGAGUUACCCACACCUCUUCUGACAGCAGAAUACUUGCCUGCCUUUGCAGCUGUGCAGAAUAUCCCGGAUUUGAAACGGAGGCUGCAGGCUCUCAAUCUGCUCAUACUGAUUUUACCAGAACCUAACCGAAACACCCUGAAGGCGCUGCUGGAAUUCCUUAGGCUGGUAGUUACCAAAGAAAGAAAAAACAAGAUGAGCCUUUGGAAUGUUUCCACAGUUAUUGCUCCAAACCUCUUCAUGCACAAGAGUUUGCCAAGCAAGAUCCCAGAAGGAAAAGAGAAGCAGCUGGCAGAAGGAGCGGCAGAUAUUGUUCGAAUGAUGAUCCAUUAUCAAGCUUUGCUCUGGACUGUUCCUUCUUUCUUGGUAACUCAAAUAAGAAAACUGAAUGAGAACAGCAGCUGGAAGUAUCAGUUCUAUGACAGGAGGAUCAAGAAUCUGUUAAGAAAGAUUCAUGCAGACAAGGAAAAGACAGAAAAGAACAACGUUGAGCCUUGCAAAAUAGUCAAAAUCCAGGCUUCUUUGUUCUUGAAAGACUCACUGGAAGUUCAUUUAACGCACGGAACAAAAGCAGCCGAUGUUCUAAGACAGUUCCAGAAGAACCUUGGUCAGAAUGGCUGGAAUAUUGUCAGCACAGUCAACAUAAUCAAAUGUAAUGGUUCAGUGGAUUCGAUGAACUUCCUACUAUAUGAAGUUGGCGGCAACAUAAAUGAACAUUGCCUGGAUCCAGAUACAUAUCUUUUAGACCUGUACCAUGUGAACCCUCAUGCAGAAUGGAUUAUAAGGCAAACCCCGCCUUUUCCAAGAACACCUUAGGGAGACUGCUUAGUUAAAAAAAACAAAAACACAACGGGGCCAAGAAUUUGUAUUAAGUUGUUUAAACAAAGCUGGAACCAAGCACACCAUAUGUUCAUGAAGAUAACAGUUGAAAUGGAGCAGUAACUCUACAUUUGGAAAAUUAGCAAUUCCUUUUGAAUGUUCAUUUGAGAUGAUAGCCAAUAGAAGGUGACAAAUGUUGUAUGAUAAGAAGUCUUAUAUCAAAGGAAAGCUGGUAGGAAAAAAGAAGGAUGGAAAGCAUUUGGAAAAACUCGUGCAGAUAAUCAGAUUUUAAAGUUUGUUCACAUGGGAGCAUAUCUCAAUAUGUAAUAGCUGGUUAUCAAUGUUGACUUUUAUAAAGUGAAACUGAAUAUUUGAAUUAAGUCUUCUUGUACAACCAUGUAAUUUUUUAAAGAAUAUUCCUGUUGGUUUAUUUCUGGAGAGUUUAAUUGAUAACCAGCUGCCUAGAAUAUAGAGGGAAAAUUGAUUAUUAUAGUGGGAGUUCUACCUUAAGAAUACUUCUGUCCAAGGACAGGAUGAUCAUACUAUGCACAAGUAAUAACUGUAAGUAAUGAAUUCUUCUAUAAUGACUUUGAACAUUGCAGUUACACAUAGAUGUGUUUGUAUAAGUACAGUUUUACAAUGACGUUAUUUUUUCAAAAAGUAUGUUCUAAGAACAUCUUCCUACUAGGUUACAAUAAACCAUCUCAGUAUUAUUGUUUAUAUAAAUUUUUCUCAUAUUCAAAUUGGAAUUCAUAUUGCUGUCUGUCUGUAAUAUAUUUUCUUAUGCAAAGACCCCUAAUUAGAAAUUUCUUAAACUUCUUUUUCCAAGACAGUCUAUCUGAGCCAUAUAAUAAUUUAAUAUUGAUGUUGUUCUGUUUCUUUGAUAUACUUUUAAAAAAAAUUCACUUAUGGAUGUGUUUAGGAAAAACUUGUUGCAUUUGUCCAGGUUGUCCUCAAGAAAGUCAUGCUACUUCACUUGGACAUAAAUGUCCAUAUGAUACCAACUUUUUCAAAACCACAUUCCAAAGCAAACCCAUGUAUUAGUAACAAAAUUCUUGUGUGAAAAGUGUGUGGAAAUGAUACUGUUAAAAGUGGCAAUUUUAUGUAACUUCUCCCCCUUCUCAAUGUUUAAACAUCCUGAAACCUGGUACCUUUAGAUGUGUUGGAUCUCAGCUUCCCAUAGACUGACUUGGGAAUUGUACAUACAUGGAAGGAAUAAAGUUGUUAUGAUUACUUCCAUUUAUCACUGCAGUUUCCUCCUUCUAAAUCAGAGGUGUCAAACUCAAGGCCCGCUGGCCGAAUCUGGCCCAUGGGGUGCUUAAAUCUGGCCCACAGGGCCAGCCUGGAAAUAUUAAAGGACUGACCCACGGUGCCUCUACUGGCCAAAAUGGGUCUCAUGAGGCCCCUGCUUGUCCUGCUUUCAGUCCCCCCAGCCUCCAGCAGCACUCUGCCAGACACAAACAGGCUGCACAGAGGUCCCGCGUGGCCCAUUUUCAGCCUCCAGCAGCACUCUGCUGGCCAAAAAAACCUGCCGGCCCAUGCAAGUGAACUACAAUGUUGAUCUGGCCCUCAAAGAAAUCUAGUUUGACACCCCUGUUCUAGAUGGUGAUAGUUCCUGCAUUUUCCCAAGAACAUUCUGAUCAGGACAGAUCAGGUAAGCUUAAGCAUAUCGAAGCCUAAAACAGACUUCAACUAAGUCCCUUGAAUAUAGAUACAAAUUAUUUUGGAUACAUCAGAUAAAAUAGAUUCAUGUCAAUACAGCAAAUGAUGCAGCUUUUAGAGCAUGCAGGUAGUCAAAUGGGAAAAAAAGUUUUGAUCCAUCAUGAGAAACUGUGUGUGAGAUACCAAAAGUGAAUAGUAGUAGAUCAAAGGUGUUUUACUUUGAUAUUUAUAAAAAUAUCAGUGCUAUAACGACAAGGACAUGCUUUUUAAAACAAAUAUUGCUGAAAUAGAUUCCUGAUAUAAUAAUGAUGCUAUGAGUGUUAUAGAGGACACAUCUGUAAUAUGUAAGGGAAAACACCAUCCUUAAUUCUGUCCUUAGCUUGAUUUUUUUAAAGAACAUUUUGGUAUGUUUUGUGACAGUAGUUAAAGCAGUGAAGCAUAAACUCUGCAUGUUUUAAUAAUGGUUUUUAUUAAUAUUUUAAUGCUGUUUAAAACAGUUAUACAAUAAAUAACUAAACAUAUUUCCAAAAUUUUUCA
This is a messenger RNA of Thamnophis sirtalis, 3611 nucleotides long. Lineage: Eukaryota; Metazoa; Chordata; Lepidosauria; Squamata; Natricidae. The record is from RefSeq and is a predicted model, not a curated record.